Messenger RNA from Coccinella septempunctata (seven-spotted ladybird), 4269 nucleotides. RefSeq names its product kinase suppressor of Ras 2 (gene ksr). Gene Ontology annotation, biological process: protein phosphorylation. NCBI's taxonomy places the organism in Eukaryota, Metazoa, Arthropoda, Insecta, Coleoptera, Coccinellidae. Bases 212 to 2947 code for a protein of 911 amino acids. The record is from RefSeq and is a predicted model, not a curated record. The transcript has 14 exons. Gene Ontology annotation, molecular function: protein kinase activity; ATP binding.
GUUGAAAUCAUAAAAUCAUGUAUUCAUUGUUUAUGUCUCUGUGACUGAAGUCUCAACAAUGGCUGGAACAUUUGACAGAAUAAUGGAAAUCCUACAGUGUUAAAUACCUGUAGCUGUUUACUUCUAAACGUAAAGUGAUAUGUAAAUAUUUGUGUAAUGAAGAAUAGUUGUAAAUAUUAGUCCACAAUCAAAGCUGUGAUAUUAACUGGUAAUGGCCGAUGAAGCAAAUGAUCAGGAAUUAAGGAAAAACCUUCAAAUAAUCCAAUCAAUGAUAGACGUAUCUGCUGAAAGAUUAGAAGGUUUACGUACACAAUGUGCAACCAGUGUAGAAUUAACUCAACAAGAAAUAAGAACACUCGAGGGAAAGCUGAUCAAAAUGUUUUCCGAGCAACUGGUAACAAAGUUAAAGUUAAGAAACGGAUGCAGUGAACAUAUACCUUCUUUAACACAAUGGUUGCAAGUAGUUGGUUUAGGCAGUAGCUCAAUUCAAGGUUUGUGUCAGAAAAUAUCGUCUGUGGAAGAACUACAAGAAAAAUCAGAACAUGAACUUAAAACUAUUCUAAAUGACAAAGGUGCUAAGCCUGACGAGCUCAGCAAACUUUUUCGGGCCCUCCAUAACUUGAAAAGAUAUGUUGACCUUCUAAAGAAAGGGGGCAAUGACUCAUCAGACAUGCAUCUAUAUUGGGAUUCAUGGGACCAUAAUCACCCCCUGAAAGUUGUGGGUCUCUCUCCUCGUACAGGUCGUUCUAGAGCCGCCAGAGCUAGUGUACCAUCAGAGGAGAGUCUCACAACUGGUUUAAACAACAAUCAUCGUAUUGGAGGAACGGGUGCGAUGAUUCUUAUACCUCCUUCACCUUCUGUGUCUAGCAUCUGUGACUCUUUGAAUGCAAGUCCUAGAUGUGGAGGGGCCCCUUUGGGUUCGCCCCCUGUGGCCCCUGAUACGUGGGGUAAGGGGGCGAAAAGUGUGCAUGGCUCCAAAUUCCCCACCACCCCGCCGCCGAGGAGGAAGCACCUCACCGGGCUGCAGAACACGCCCCUGUUGCCCGACUCGUUUCCCCUGACCAAGAGCAAAUCGCACGAAUCGCAGCUGGCCGCGUCUAAGGGCGAAGGGAACGACGCCAGUCAGGCAGGGGAAUCGCCGGCGGCAGCCACUAGGAGGGCCAGGUUGCCCACCGAGCCCGGCCCCGACACGAUGGCCGGUUACAACAGCCCGCUGUUGACGAGCCCCAUCAAGUCGCCACCGUCCAACAACACAGGGACGGAUUCGGACGAUAACAGUUACAAAUCCACCAGCCUUCAGGUCCCGAAGUCGCCCCGCACCCCUCCCACGGGCCUGCGGAACAUGACCCAUCAGAUCAACCACCGGUUCGCCAAGACGUUCAAGAUGAUGUCCACCUGCAUGUACUGCCUGAAGCCCAUCUACUUCGGGACGGGUCUGAAAUGCAAGGAGUGCAAGUUCACCUGUCAUCGAGAGUGCGAGGACAAAGUGACGCCAUCCUGCGGCCUACCACCGGAACUGUUGGACGAGUUCAAGAAGAAGAUAUCGAUACAGGGUCAUCAGUUAGCGUCUUCUCCCGGUGCAGUCAGAGAAGCUAGUAGAGUAGCCAAAAAUCUUAAAUCGACCCUGUCUCGGAGUCGAAAGAGGUCUCAUCCCCAACCCUCCAUUAACAUAGCGCCAUAUCCUCCUCCCGAUUCUAGCUCUAACACUUCCAGCUGUAACAGCUCCACUCCCUCCAGUCCUGCUGUACAGGCCAUACAUACACCCCACACGAUCUCUAAACAACAGUUCCAUUUCCCGGAUAUCGUGCACAAUCAAGUCAAUGACGUUAUCCUGGAUGCGUACCCGUUGACUGCUUCCUCGCUGCAGAACGAGCUCACGUGUUCGCAGCAAUCCAGGGAUAGUGUAAGAACGGUUUCUGUAUCGGGCAGUACGAGCACGGAUUCAGACAGGACUCCUGUGAGGGUGGAUUCUCAAGACAGUCAAGUGUCGGACACGGAGACCAUCACAGACGGUCAUAGAUGGCCGCGACAGAAUAGCCUAUCGAUGAGAGAAUGGGACAUCCCCCACGACGAACUGACCUUCGACAAGCUCAUCGGUAUCGGCAGAUUCGGCAAGGUAUACAGGGGUUACUGGCACGGCGACGUGGCCAUCAAGGUCUUGAAAUAUCUGAAGGACGAGAAGACUUUAGAACAUUUCAAAAUGGAAGUGGCCACGUUCAGGAAGACGCGACACGAGAAUCUGAUACUUUUCAUGGGCGCCUGUAUGAAUCCGGACCAUCUGGCCAUAGUGACGAGUUUGAGUAAAGGGGACACCCUGUAUACACACAUCCAUCUGCGAAAGGACAAGUUCAACAUGAACAGGACUACCAUAAUCGCUCAGCAGAUAUCACAGGGUAUGGGGUAUUUACAUGCCAAAGGUAUAGUCCACAAGGAUCUGAAGAGCAAGAAUAUAUUCUUGGAGAAUGGGAAGGUUGUCAUCACCGAUUUCGGCUUGUUUAGCGUGACGAAAUUGUGUCAUGAGAACCGAAAGCCCGACAGUCUUGGUAUACCUCCAGGUUGGUUAUGUUACUUGGCCCCCGAAAUAGUCAGGAGCUUGCAUGCCCAUCAGUCCCACGAUGAAGAGUUGCCCUUCAGCAAGGCGUCUGAUGUAUAUGCAUUCGGAACGGUUUGGUAUGAGCUGCUAUGCGGUGAGUGGCCUUUCAAAGGUCAACCGCCAGAGGCAAUAAUUUGGCAAGUGGGAAAAGGCAUGAAGCAGCCUUUAGCAAAUCUUCAAGCUUCGAGGGACGUCAAGGACAUCCUGAUGCUGUGCUGGUCGUUCAGGCCUGGCGACAGGCCCGACUUCAGCUGUAGACUCUUGAACAUCUUGGAAAAGUUGCCCAAGAAGAGGUUGGCCAGAAGUCCUUCGCAUCCCAUCCAUCUAUCAAGGUCAGCCGAAUCCGUAUUUUAAAACGUCUUCAGGGGUUCUCGGUGCAUCGUCGUUGAAAUUUUCACACCUGUAACUAUAGCAUCUAUCGCUUCUACAUAUCUUUGAAAAUUCGACGGGUGAAAUGUCAUUCUUCUGUCGGAAUUUCAUUUCGCCCAUCGAAGACUGGAGUUUUUGAAAUGUGCAUUUCAUCGUGAUGCACCGAAGAAUUUUUUGGGUAAGAUCAGGUAUGGUUGUAAAGAAAGUACCGGUGAAAUUGUACUGAAACUUAAUUUUGCUGCCUUCCAGUGAAUGUUACUAAAAGAUAAUUGUUCCUUCAUAAGGUUUUGUGAAUUUUUAUGUUAUCGAACAUAAGAAUCGACGCAUCACUUGACAUUCCAAAAAAAAAGAUUUUAGAGUGCAAUAUUAACUAAUUGAAUUCAUGCCUUACAAAUCGUUUUGUUUGUAGGAAGUAUAUAAUCCCUAUUCGGAAACUCUAUACUUUUAAAGCGCUGUGUAUAAAAAUUCAUGUGAUAUAAAUGUAAAAAUUUUUAUUCACCAUUUAUUCCCCAGUAUGUCGAACCUAACACAUCACAUUGAAAAGUUUGCGGAGGAUCGUCUUGCCCUACUUAAUUCACGAGGCAUCUGUAUUAUUCAUAUUUUUUAAAAUUUUAGUAAAGAAUAUCGUGACAGUAAAAAGUUUUUAUGGACAAUUGGUUGAUAAUCUAUCAAUUCCUCGUGAACUGGCAGGGUAAGACGGUGCUCUUGAUGAGGUAUAAAUUUUUCAACGUUUUUACGGUUUUAUUUUCUUGUGUUAUUAAUUUUAUUAUCCCUUCAAUCAGCAUUGAAACGAUUUUUAGAAUUGUUAAAAGUAUUAUUGAGGAGACAACAGUUAUGCAGUAGACGCUGAUGCCAAGUCAAUAGUUGUAUGGUAAUCGAAGAAAAUAUAUUUUUAUAUUGAAAAAUGAAUACCUCAUUUUCAUGUUUCUCUUUCAACCUGUUUGAAAUUCAGAUAUUGUUUUCUAUCGAUUGACAUCGACAUCGUUUUAUUCAUCUUGUGUAAUUAUUUAUCUCUUCUGUUAGGCUCCGAUCAUUUGAAAUGGUAAUUUCGAAAUGUAAAUAUUUUAAAAAUUGUACAUAGGAAACUUCUCUUGUGACUGAAGUUCAACUGAAAUUUCAGAUUAUGUAAGUAUGUUUGAAGAAAAGCAUUCCCAACACUUUUGUCGCUCUAGUCAAUUUGAAAAAGUUUGAAAUUCACACAUCCUUCGGUCUGUUGCGGGGAUGUCUGAGUUUUGGCCCGAUUUAUUCUGAUCUACAGUCAAUGUAUGUCAUAAGGACUAGGGUAAAUAAAAUAUUUAAUUCUGGAA